Messenger RNA from Jatropha curcas, 461 nucleotides. RefSeq lists its product as uncharacterized. NCBI's taxonomy places the organism in Eukaryota, Viridiplantae, Streptophyta, Magnoliopsida, Malpighiales, Euphorbiaceae. The record is from RefSeq and is a predicted model, not a curated record.
AUCGUAAUAUACUCAAUUCAAUUCAUCAGCAAUUCUAAAUUCCUAAGACUACAGCGUUUGUCUUGUCAUCUUAAACUACUUGAAAAGAAAACUAAGAAUAGAGAGAAAUGGGUUCAGCAGGAAAAGGUUGGGCGGUUGCAGCCAGCAUUGGAACUGUGGAAGCAUUAAAGGACCAGCUAGGUUUUUGCAGAUGGAACUACACCUUAAGAUCAUUGCAUCAACAUACCAAGAAUAACCUCAGGUCUCUAUCUCAGGCCAGGAAUCUCUCUUCUUCCUCAUCUGUCUCUAGCAAUAAAGUGAAGGAAUCAAAACAAGCAGAAGAAUCUUUGAGGACAGUCAUGUUCUUGAGCUGUUGGGGUCCCAACAACUGAUCACAGUGUUCAUUUUCUGUAAUCAGCUAGCUCUAAUAUUGUAAAUCAAUACGAAGUACUAUAUAUAGAUACGAGAAUUUUAUCAUCUUA